Struthio camelus australis is the source of this 8890-nucleotide messenger RNA. The record is from RefSeq and is a predicted model, not a curated record. NCBI's taxonomy places the organism in Eukaryota, Metazoa, Chordata, Aves, Struthioniformes, Struthionidae.
UCUACAGAGAGUUGUCAUUUUUGUCUACAAAAGUCUGCAGGGGCAGACUGUUUACAAAGAACAGUUAUGCCAGAGACUCAACUAAAGCUGAGUUUAGCUUCCAGUUCUACGUUCUUGCUCGAAGACACCCGUCUAUGCGUUGUUCUUGUUUUCCAGUUGGCAGUGUUACUUUGUUUCAUUUUUGGUGUGGAUCUUUCUUUCCUACAUUGACUGAACUGGACUGGAUUCAGCAGCCACAGAGAACGACUGAAGUUACAAAGAACAAUGCACAGUGUAUAUCCUGAUGACGCUUUGUGUGCAGUGACAUGGUUUUUACAAUGGCAUCUGAGACUGAAAAGGCCCAUGCUCUUCUCCAGACUUUCAGCACAGCUUCAGUGAUUUCUAGUCUGUGUUUGGGAAUGUUCUGCUUUGUAGUGGACAGACUUUUGCAGUUUUCCUUCAUUCAGCAAAAUGACUGGCUUCGAGCCUUCUCUGAUAAUGCAGUGCAUGGUAUACUAGGAAUGUGGUCCUGGGCAAUAGUGAUUGGUCUCAGGAAGAAAAGUGACUUCACUGAAGUCACUCUGGCAGGCUUCCUCUCUUCCGUCAUUGACGUGGACCACUUCUUUCUUGCUGGCUCCCUGUCAUUAAAGGCUGCUCUGACUCUUCCACAAAGACCACUUCUUCAUUGUUCUACUGUGAUUCCUGUUGUGGCUCUGACAUUAAAGUUUAUUAUGCACCUUUUCAGGCUUAAGGACUCAUGGUGCUUUCUUCCCUGGAUGUUGUUCAUAUCCUGGACUUCUCAUCAUGUCCGUGACGGGAUUCGUCAUGGCCUCUGGAUUUGCCCACUUGGAAAAACUCCGCCUUUGCCGUAUUGGCUGUAUGUGGCAAUUACAGCAUCUUUACCUCAUCUAUGUUCAUUUAUUAUGUACUUAACAGGCACUAGAGAAUUAAUGUCUAUAAAACAUGGAAUCUACAUUGAUGUAUAAGGAUGAGGUAUCUUAGAAAUUGUUUAUAUUAAAACAUAAGCUAUCUGUUUAUCACUGAAAAGGUUUCCCUAUGUUUGCAAUGACUUCUGAGUUAGGCAUUUUAAGCUUAUGGAGAUAGUGAAAGCUCCAGUGUCGGUUCCUUGUGGCCACAGAAGUACAUUUCAUGAAUGGUAAUAAUGUCAUAUCUAUGCUUUGCCCUUGUAAAAUGUGUUUCUUCCGUUGUAGUUCCUGCAUAGCUAGCCGAUUUAUAAAGUACCCGAUCUCUGUAGUGAUUAAAUUUCUUAAAUUCUGUUCUUACUAUCAUGGUGCUGUUCAUGUGAUCACGAUUCACUUUGGAUUUAUGUCCUGCCUUUGAAUAACACACUUCAUCCCUGUAACAAGAUAGCGUUUGUAUAGCACUUUGAAAAUGUGAAGUACUGUAUAAAUGCUAAGCAUUAGUCAGAAUUUAUUAGUGUCUAUCACUUCUGAGAACUAUCAGUUAGACUUUUUAGUAACUUAUUUGUUUUCAUGCUGGACUCCUCUAUUCAACUAUUUUAAAAAAUGGUGUUUGUAUUACACAAUGUGCAACUGCAUAUCUGCACCUGUUUGAACGCUGACUGUCUUUAUACAGUCUUUAUAUUGAAUUCUAUUCCUUCAUAGUUGCUUGAUACUCAAUUUGCAGACUAUUAUUAGCUAUUAUUUAUGGUUCAAAAGGAGGGAACAGUUUGAUUACAGUACUGUGUGUUGACCAAAGUGUUUGAAAAUAUACUGAUUAUGAAUAUUAUUUAAAAUGGAACUAAGAACUUUUAGCUUAAAUAUUUAAGGAUAGUAAUGUAAAGGCAAACUUGUAUUUCAGUGAAAUACAAGCUUUAGGGAAGGUUCAGUAAGAUGCAAGAAAAUUAAAAUUGCUCAGAUUAUGAGAUUGCUUUAGGACCUUACUACUGUAUUCAUCUUGUAUGCAGCAUUUUCCAUUCAGUGCAAUAUUGUCCUUAUUAUUGCAAAAUGAAAUGCAUUGUUAUUAUACUGAGACAGAAAUUUCCUUAAAAAUUAAGUUCCUUAAAGAAAAAUGUGAUUGUGUUACAGCUUCAUAAAAAUAGUAGCAAUUUGCACUCUGGGCUAUUCAGAAUAACAGUUUUAUGAAAGUUCCUCAGAAAAAGUCCCAAAGUAAAAGGUCAGCUCUUGUCUAGUUGACAGUGUGUGAGCUGAGAAGUGUCUAUAAUGGCUAUUUAAUUAAUCUUUUUAUUCAUUUAAUGGGGCAAUGGAAUUCAGGCUAUGGGACCUAAGUUGUUCCAGUGUAUGUGAUGAAUAGCUGACAGAAACGGAGUGUUUUUGUAGAGGAGCAUAUAUAAUCUUAACGAAGAGUGUAAAAACUUAGUGACGCUUUCACAUUUAGCAUUACUUAUAUGGGUGAGUAUAUAUUAGGAUAAAGUACAAAAAAAUUAUAGGAAAGAUUAACUGUGAGGGCUGACUUAAUAGGUACAACAAACCUUCCUCGACAGCUGCAAAGUACUGAAGGCCUCUGGAGCCCACUAGGUUGUUUACAGAAAGUGUUGAACCAUUUAAAAAUGUGCCUUCCCUCAAAAAGAAUGGUCUCUGCCCUACUUGUUUUUCAUGCAUAGCUCCAUGCUUUGAGAAACUUGUCUUGACAGUACAAUGGGCCAUUUAUUUUAAAAUGAAUAAUUAUUUAGGUUUUUUCUUGAAUAGAAAAUUAGGGAAGCAGAACAUUCCUUAAAGAAUUGUUCUUAUGCAGUGGUUCUCUUUUUUUUUUCUUUUUUACAGCAUGGAAAAGUUUCCGUAAACAACAUCACAAAUGCCUUGCUUUAGCACCCUCAGAGUAGGAACUUGAUAUCUGUAUUUUGUCCAAAAGCAUGAUGGAUUACUGCAGCAGGAGUAUUGCUUGUUCAUUUAUUUUUAACGUGUGUUUUAAAGUAUAGGCUACCAAAUGACAAUAAGCGAUAUCUUUUGGGAAGAAGUGAGCGCUUAAAUCCAUGCAGAAAAUUUUCUGUAUUCUUGUUUUAUGGCAAAAUAUUUUUAUAGUUUUGUGCUUUAUUCAGAUUUGUAGCAGAGUGAAGCAUACACAGGAGCAAAGUGGGGAGUUACAUUUUCUUAUUUCUAGGUUGUCAUUGCAGCAUUUUUUAUGGUAGCUGUACUUCCACCAAUGGUCCUUAAACUCAUACUUUUCAGCAGAGCAUCAUGCAUCUUACAGUAAUAAUCUGUUGUUCUAGCUAUAUUUAAAGAUCAGCUCAUGGGGGACAUCUCCAGUAAUUUAAAAAUACAUAUUUCCAAUUUCUGUAUUUCUAGAGUUUCUUUUGCAAAAAUGUCCAGCUAUAUUGUAAACUACUCUAUUUUCCAGUCAUGUUCUUAUACCGCUUCUACCACUGCAGUGAAUGAACAUGUAAUAGAAAUGUGUUAAGGAAAAUAGCAAACAUUUGACGUGUGACUCGUUUCUCUCUCCCUCUCAACGCUCACUUCUCCUUCACAGAGUUCUGUGUAUUUUUAUGUGCACGCUGCUAUCUGUUGCAUUAGCAAAAACAGCUUGAGGAAGCGCUCCUUGGACUUGGAACAGGAAGUAGAGGCACUUUGAAAGGAUCUUCGGUUUUGUGGGAAUUCAUGAUUUUGCAUGUACUCCUAAGAAAGGUGUGCAUGAGAUUAAUAGAUAAAUCCGAGAUAAGUGGGCUUUGCACAGGAGACCAGACGUGUCAGUCUCACUCCUCAUCCUGACAUUUAGGCAAGUUUAUUUCAGGCCAUUGACAGCUUUUUAAGAUUUUUUUUUAACAGUUUUUUUUUUUUUUAACAGACAUGUUGCAUGUGAUUUGCUGCAAUUUGUGGGUAGCCCAAUUAGAGAACAAAGAAUUGAAAUACUUGUUUCAGCCUACAUCACUUAGGAGAUACAAUUCCCUGUUACAAAUGAAUUUCCUAAAAAUGGCGUAGCACUAUUUCAUGUACAUUUCAACUGCGUUGAUUGAUCUAACUGUGUUAUCUGCCACUUUUAUACCAAACUGUGGCAAAAAUGCCCCAAAAGUAUCUGAAUGCAUGUAUUAUAAAAAAGACUAAAUGUGAAGCACAAAAAGCAUGUGAAUUACACAAAAAAGUAUUAACAAGCCCAAGCUAAUGAUUUCAUGUAUAAUGUGAAAUACUUAUUGCUAAAAUAUUACUGUUAUUUCAGUGCUUUGCUUAUUUUGCUCAUCUAAACUACUUCCAUAUAUUUUCAAGUUGUACUUUAAAAGUUGAAGAAAGUGUGAUUUUUUUGAACUGUGUUUUUUUAGAACUGUGUUGCUUUUUUCCUGUCUCCUGACAGUUCCUGAAUUGCUGUCAUAAAAGAUAGAUACUACUAAUUGCCAAAUUAAGAGAAAAAAGAUUGAAUGUUUCUUCUUCCCAAUGCUCCAGAAACAAGAUAAAGUUUCUUCUAAUACCCAGAGGCCUUAAUAGAAAAAGUGAACACAUUUUCUAUUAGUUUAUAUUCGACUUUAAAAUGUAAUCUAUGUUGUCAUAUGAGUACUGGUACCAUUUUUUGUUAUAGUGAAGUAUAUAGUAUUAAUGAUCAUGUACCUUUAACUGGAUAUUGAUAAGUGACUUAUCCGUAAUUGAUGUCAUGCUCCAAAGAAAAUGUUGGCAAGUUUGAAUUGCAUUGAAAUACUUGCACUUUCAGCUACCAGGCCACUGGUAUUGGCUUAUUUCCUUUGCUCAUGGAAAUAAAGGACCAGAAAAAUAUGGAGAGAGGGAAGGGAUUCAGGUUCAUUCUAAAGGAAAUGUUAAUGCAUAGUUAAUAAUCUUGAACAUGUGUAUUUUUACUCCAUCAGCUAAUGUCAGAAUGAAACUAAGUGAUAAAGUACAUCAAAAGAGUACAUUUCUGUUUAAGUAAUUGAGCCAACCUGAAUUCUGUCAAUUAUGCAAAUGUAUUCAUGUAUUGAAUGUUUCAGAAAAAAAAUAUUUUUUUUUUUUAAGUGUUGCAUAGCAGGAGGGUUGAUCAAAUGGUAAUUUGAUUCUACAACUUAGAUUUUGUUUCCAUGUUAAAGACAAACCUUGCAUUGAAACAGAGACAGUGCUGUCAGCUUAAAGUACGCUUUGCAUUCAUUACAGAAAAGGUAACAACACUUUUCCUCAAAAUACUAAACUGAACUUUUAUUUAGAUUCCCCAAAUUUUUCAUUAUCUACAUUGAAUCUUAAGUUUGAAUGUUGUAUUAUAAGUAACAUAACAUAGCUUUACAACAAACCUGCUAUGUAAAUACAAGUGCUAUUUAUCUUUAAUAUAUCACACAAUUUUUUUUGAUGCUUGCAUAAUCACUUUCCAUUUGCUACAUGUGUUUUCUUCGUGUAAUUUAGUAUUGAAUUUUGAUGGGGAAGGAGGAGUGUUUGUCUAACUGAAUAAGAAACCCGGCUGUGCUACCUCUUAAUUCUGCAACAAAGUUUUAGUGCAAUGUUAAGGAAGUCCUCAGAAUAUUGAGAAUUAAUUAAAAGUGACCCUGUAUACCCUUGAUAGAAGUUUUAAAUAGAUUUCUAGGUAGUUUGUGAAGCCAAAUUUGUUUAAGCAAAUCCAGCUUAUGUGUGAAAAUGGGCAAAGGGUUUGUAUGUUGAAAUACAUUGAAAGAGUAAUUCACCAAGUCAGACUAUAUGCUAUGUUGCCAUAUCCACCACAGAAACAUUUUUUGUGUCCGGGGAAUGCUGCUAAUGUCCCUUGAGCCUUCCUCAUGUUGUCAAGUAAAUUAUUAAUUCAGUUUUACUGGAGUUUGGUCUUAGUCAUUUUUCCCGUUUAAAAUUGCUUAAUAUUCCAUAAGGGUUCCUGGACUGGCGUGUUGUCUUUAGCUUUAUGUGCUGUCUAUCCAUUCACAACAGUUUUUGCAAACAAACCAGAGAAACAUACCACAGUAGCUGUGAGUUUGGGUACAAGAACUGUGAUAAAGAGGUAAAGCCAAGGAUAAUAGACGUAACAAUGGCAUGAGGAAUUUACAACUUGUACCACAUUAAGGCUUAUUCUCUCAUUUAUUUUAGCAGACUGUUCAUUCCUAUGAGGACACUUAAAAAGCUUACAGAAUAUAUUGCUAUUAGUUUCAAUUUAACAGUUCAAUUUAAAUUGCUGAUAGUUAAACAAAACUAGAAUUAUAAGCCUGGUCAGAAAUAAAUAGUUCUGUGUAUUGUUGCUAGCAUAACCCCCAUAGCCAGCUUUUAAGUUAGAAACAGUGAAAAGGUUUGGAUUUAAAAAAAAAAAAAAAAAAAAAAAAUGUUUGCACUAUAAAGCUGUAAGUGGGGAAAAGAAAUGCGGAACAGAUUUGAUUAUCUAGUUCAAACAUGGCAUAAUUUAAAUUUGCACAUAUAGGCAGAAACGGAUUUGUGCUACUCUGACUAAUUCUAAGCUAAAGAUUUAUUGUAUACAGGACUGAAAAACUUAUCUGAUACGUUAUGAUUUGUUGAUGUGAAACUCUAUGGAUCACAUCAUUCUUUGCCUUUUUUAUAGAUUGUUUUGUUGAGAUAUUACAGAAAGUGUUUGGCCUGAAUGGAGAAAGUUGUUUAUUCCCGGAAACUGAGGGAGAGAAGGCAGCGUUAUUUUAUUGGCAGAGCAAAAUUGAUGUUCCCUUACAGCAAAGUGCAGUAAACUUCCUGAAAACAGUACCUACUUGUGAUAAUUUUCUGUUAUAACAUGAUGCUUCUUUUUGCAAAGGAUUUUUACCAAAUACGAAGAAGGGUUAUGAAGUUGGCAGUGCUUUUGUCUGAGUACAUAUUCAGUAAAUCAGUUUUUCUGUAUAAGUUUGUUCAAUCCUUACAGACAACCCAAUAUUCUUGAAAACGAGAACCGAGCGCUCCAGGUAAAACAUGAUUGCAGGCCCUCAGUCUGUUUUAGUUUGCUGGGGUUUGCAUCAGCCAUAGCGCAAGCAGGAUUGCUGUGUGAAUUCCCCAGGUCCUGGCAGCUCUUCUUCUUGCCAUCCUGUCCAAUAGAUCUUUUGCGUCUUUUAAGCCAUGAAGAACUUGGGAACAAAGACUGCCAAACUGCACUUUAUUGUUUACGUGUAUGAUAUGCACCCUGUCCAGUAAGGCCUAGAGUAAGAUCAGUGGCAAAAUUCAGAAACAAAAGUUAGAUAUAGUUAGGAUAUAGUUAGGAAGUAGAGAAAAGAAAACUUUGGCGUACACUACAUAAUUAAUGGUCAAGAAAGAGUGACAAAAGAGUGAUGCUCUUUGCUUGGUAUUUUAGUAUUUACAAAAACAGUGAGACAAAACCAAAAUAGUGACUUCUACCUUUCUUGGUGGCAUAGUAUCUUAAAUAAACUUAUCUGGCUUGUUAAGUUUGGUAGUCUGUCUAGAAAACACCUAGGCUUUCUCUUGGUUUUCUGAAGAGUAACACACCCACGCUAUUUUCUGAUGCUUCUGAUGGGACACCUCAGUUUCACAUGGAACUGUUGUUUUAAGUGACUGGAUUAAGGCUACAGAAAAUCCCCCAGAUAAAAUCUGUCACUUCUUGUUAGAAAUUGAAUAUAAAAAUAUUUCAGCUGAAAAUAAAGGUAUUUCCAUCUGAAAGCGCUUCUGUGAGUACUUCACAGGAGUUAUAGUAUGGGUGCUUCAGGCUCCCAUCUUUACUGAAUUUGAUUGCAGAUCAGGUUAUACUUCCUAUCGUUUGUCAUGAUUUCCUGUUAUUGGAGAAGGAAACCCUCUCUUCAGGGAAUGUUUUAUCCAGCAGAUAGUUUUACCUGGAGGGAGACAUGGAAAAGUGAAGCAACGGAAUGCAGUUCUCCUGCGGCACUUCAACAUCACUUGUAGAUUGACACGUUUCCGUAAAGGGACGAUCAGCUUUUUUAAAUGAAUUGUAACAUUUUUAAUACAAACAUUUAUUGUAAAAUUAGACGAUUUUCUUCUCAACAGUCCCGAAACCAGGAAUAUCUCUUUAAAAGUUUUAGUAAUUUCAGUUAUUAUCCUCAUAUUUAUUGUGGCUGAAAUUUUCAAUGCUAAGUCUUUGCUUCAGUGUACAUUUCUUUGAAAAAUGUAACUUGCUAAGGUUGUUUUUCUUGUAAAAUAUGUUUUCCCUGCACUUUUUAAAUAGCUUCGGUGUGUGGAGAGUUGGACUAGGAAUAUGAAAUUUGUUAAAAGAUUGCUCCUUCUCUUUCCAGUGAGAGUUGACCUAGAUUUUUCCAUUUAUAAUCUGCCUUAGAAGAGGCUCUACUUGGAUAACCUGUAGUGGAGCUUGUUCCGUGCACUGUCAGUCUCUCUCAGUGGCAAUAUAAAAAAGUUCAUCACUUGUGGUUAUCAUGCUAAGGGUUUAGCAAAGCAGUUAAAAAACCUCUGGUAGUAUUCUGUGGCGCUGUCGUGGAGUUGUGGGUUGUACUUGCUGCUGCCAUCUGAACCCUCAGCGCAGAGGAGCGCUAGAGCGUUAGUUAAGGAGAACCAUGAUUCCCGUAGGUGAUGCACAGGGUUGCACACCUCUGCUGUUCCUCUGGGUGUUAUAACCUCUUUCUGUUAACAGUAAAUCUUGAGUUUCAACUAAGUAGUGUUUUCCUAUGAAUUUUUGCCACUGAAAGUCAUGCUGAAUGAUCAAAUUCUAUGCAAGCUCAUUUCAUAUAAGAAAACCAGUUUGGCUGUGACUAGAUUUACAACAAAAAAAGGAUAUUCUUCCUGUCUGUUUCAAAGGGAUAAUGUGUUAGCAUGUUUUUUUGUUUCUCUGUUGUCUGCAUUUACUGUGUAAGAAAUGCAGUAUCUCCUUGGUCAUCAAGAGUGUGAGCGUUUUUCCUAUUUUAUAGUGAGCAGAUGCAAUGGCUUGAAAAGAAAGAUGAGUACAACUUUUUCUUUUUUGCCAUUAGCAUGUGUUUACAAACAUUCUCCCACUGUGAUCACAAAAGGUAUUUAGUUAAAGAUGGGAAAUGGCUCAGACUAGGUAUAUACCAUUUCAUCAGAAUAAGUUCGAACUGCUUAUGCAAUAGACUGUAAAUGUACCUUCUCUGGAAAAUAAAAAUGUUGGAAAAUGA